UCUCUCUCUUCUUCCUCCCCUCUGGCUUUAAACCUUUGAGUCCAGGACAGAUUUUUUUGUAAACCUUUUUUUUAGUUUGGCCUUUUUCGAGAAGGCCGCUGGGAAGCUCAGCACAUUUCUCCUCUUUUUUUAAUUUAAAUUUUUCAUCAUCAGCCUGGUUUUCUAUGAGGCUCUAGCAACAGCAUUUUUUUUUUUUUUUUAUUAAAUCAGGGAAAGAAAAUGCCACGUUCCUUUUUGGUGAAGCAGCCGAAGGUUCACGAUUUCUCGUCUUCCAACUACUACCAUCAGCAGCAGCAGCACUGGGACGACUCACACACUGUCACACAUGCCAUCACAGAGUCGGCCACCAACUUGGCGGUGCGUUUGAGUGAAAAUGGCUACAUCCACGAUUACAUCAUCCCCUCAGUGUUGCAGAGCACAAAGGAGCCAGGUCAUGAGCAGACCGGGCUCUCCUCAUUGCCCCUGUACUCCCCAGGUGGCAGCGGCGGGGAGGAGUUCUCCGACCACGACAUGGAGCAUCCGGACAGUCCCGUCUCCAGCGGCACGGUCGAGUCGGAUGGCAGCGGCCCUGAGCUAGACGUGUGCGGCAUCGGCUCCUUCCUCGUCUCUGACGGCCGCUCCCGCCGGAGGCCCAGCCAGAGGCCCAGCCAGAGGCGUCCCCGCAAGGGAGGCAGCCAGUCGGACAGCAGCGAGGGCGUCGGCUCGGUGGACUGCAGCCCCGCCAAAGGGAAAUCCAAAGGGCGUCACGUGUGCGGCGAGUGCGACAAGUCCUACGCCACGUCCUCCAAUCUGAGCAGACACAAGCAGACUCACCGCAGCCUGGACAGCCAGCAGGCCAGGAAGUGCCCCACCUGCCACAAGGUGUACGUGUCCAUGCCGGCACUGGCCAUGCACAUGCUGACCCACGACCUAAAGCACGAGUGCGCAGUGUGCGGCAAAGCCUUCAGUCGACCCUGGCUCCUGCAGGGCCACAUGAGGUCCCACACUGGGGAGAAACCGUUCGCCUGUGCCCACUGUGGCAAGGCCUUCGCCGACCGCUCCAACCUGCGUGCCCACAUGCAGACGCACUCAGCCUUCAAGCACUACUCCUGCAAGCGCUGCUGCAAGACCUUCGCGCUCAAGUCCUACCUGAACAAGCACUACGAGUCGGCCUGCUUCAAGGGGCACCAACCGGAGGAUGACUGCAGCUCUGAGGACUGAUCGCGACAUAUUCAUCUUUUUCAUUUCUAUUUAUACGCUUUUUAAUAGUUCAUACAAAAGUCGGAGAAAAGCUUCUUCUCAGGCUUUCACAUGCAUGCAUCAUAAUCCUGCCUUUUGAUAUAAGCAAUAACCUCACUUGAAAUUAUUCAGGAAUUAUGUAUGAAAUUCAUAAAAAAUCUCAGUGUUGUUCACAAGUAUAGAAUAUUUUAUAUUGUUUUUUAUUAAUUGAAAUUGCAAUAAUUUCCAUGCCAGUAUUAUUUUAUAUGCCAACAAGCUCUUAAUUUACCUCAAAAAUAUCUAUUGCGUUAAAAAAGUAUUUGUGUAUUUAUUAAUUUAUUUAACUAUUUAUUUGCCAAUUCUGAAGAUUAUUUAUUUAUUAUUGGUUGAUGUAUUUGUGAAUUUAACAUGGAUUUAUGAGAAGCCAUGUAUUGGAUUUGUUGAAAACAAAAGCCAAAAUAUAUUCUGACACUC
This is a messenger RNA of Anarrhichthys ocellatus (wolf-eel), 1671 nucleotides long. Its product is annotated as transcriptional repressor scratch 2-like. The record is from RefSeq and is a predicted model, not a curated record. NCBI's taxonomy places the organism in Eukaryota, Metazoa, Chordata, Actinopteri, Perciformes, Anarhichadidae. The coding region runs from base 220 to 1200 and encodes 326 amino acids. Gene Ontology annotation, biological process: regulation of DNA-templated transcription. Gene Ontology annotation, molecular function: RNA polymerase II cis-regulatory region sequence-specific DNA binding; DNA-binding transcription factor activity, RNA polymerase II-specific. The transcript is spliced from 2 exons.